Erigeron canadensis is the source of this 2000-nucleotide messenger RNA. RefSeq lists its product as uncharacterized. The record is from RefSeq and is a predicted model, not a curated record. Gene Ontology annotation, molecular function: protein binding. Bases 118 to 1389 code for a protein of 423 amino acids. The transcript is spliced from 3 exons. NCBI's taxonomy places the organism in Eukaryota, Viridiplantae, Streptophyta, Magnoliopsida, Asterales, Asteraceae.
ACAAGCGACGACCCUGGUUUGGGUAUUUGGGUCUCCAGUCCUCACUCUCAAAAACCCCUUCAACAUUCAUCCAUUCAUCCCUAUUCCCCCCAAAAAAUCAAAAUAACCAAAAUCAAGAUGUCAGAGUAUGUACCUAUAGAGAUUCAGGCGGAAAUCUUGAAAAGGCUUCCUUCAAAGCCGUUGAUCCAAUUCCGAUCAGUCUCACAAUCAUGGAAGCGUUUGAUCGACAGCCCCAAUUUCAUGGUUUCAUACGCGGUUCGUCAUCCUCAGCCCGACCGUUUCAUUUUAAGGUAUGCUCUUCCUGAUUAUGAUCAUAUUGUUGAGGACCAAUAUUUGUUUUUUGUAGAUAAUGAUGAUGAAAAUGAUCAUAAUGGUUUUGUCCAACAAGAUAUUGUUCCCACCAUUCCUGACCUUGUUAAGAGAAUUGGAUCCUAUUCAACUGUAGUCGGCAGCUCUCAGGGGUUGGUGUGCUUUGUCGGUGAUUACGAAUAUCCCUAUAAUUACGAUUCCUCUGAAUUUGAUGGAGCAAAAAUGGUGGUUGUUUGGAAUCCAUCGAUUGGGAAAUGUGUUGGUAUUCAAGUCCCAGAGAUGUAUUAUUCCCCGAAUGAAAACUAUCGGAUUGAUGAUGUUAUUGGUUUUGGGGUUUGUCCUGUCACUCUUGAUCCUACUAUUCUCAAGAUUGAAUGCAUUGAUUAUAGGAAGCAACUAAAUGGCGGUAUGCAUGGCACUGGUGUCCCUUGGAAAGUUCGAGUUUUUACUUUGACCACUGGGACUUGGAGUAUUCUAUCUACCAAUCUGCCCCGCGAAUCGAUAGGUUUAUGUAAUGGUCUAUCUAGAGGGUGGUCUCAGGUUGUUAUCGAUAGGUUUAUUUAUUGGCUUGCUUAUGAUUAUAUGGGAUAUGCUGAAGAUGGUCGAUUUCAGAAACAUUUUCUGAUCAUGUCAUUUGAUUUGACUGCCAAAGAAUUUAAGGAGAUUAAUUUCCCAGAUAGUCUAAUAAACCAGCCUUGUAGAAUUGAGACUAUAUCCAAGCUACGAGAGUGUCUUGUUUUGCUUGAAUUCCAUAGAGACUUGAAGACAGACCUAUCAGUUUGGUGUGUGUGGAUGAUGAAGGAGCAAGGGGUUAGUGAAUCGUUUACAAAGCUAUACACCUUCAACCUACCAGAUACCACAGUAAAUACAUUACUAGGAUGUAGGAAGACGGGUGCGCUUAUACUGGAGACGUGGCAUGAUCACAGAAACUAUGCCGAACUUCAAAUUUACGAACCCAACUCAGAAGCCGUUGAACUUGAGAUUGAUGGAAUCGAUCAAUUCUUCUCUCUGUGUUCUUAUAAGGACUCUCUGCUUUUGGUUGAUCAAUUAGAUGGUUUUAUAUAUUCGAUCAGUCACUAAUCACAAAGAUAUGAUCGCGCAUGGAUUUCCAAAGUGUUGUACUACAUUACUGAGGGCCGCUUGUCAUUGUUAAGGAACAGUUAAUUUAAACUUUGCAUAUAGUUUUCUGAUCAGGUUUUGUGUGGUUGGUUUACAAGCAAACGAAGUGUUGCAUCAAAAUACAUCAUUAUAAAUGGAUAAGAAGCAGUAAACGAGGAGAGCCAAAACUGAUAUCGGAUUAAACGUUUGGGUUUAUAUUUCUUGUACUCGUAUAUAAUCUGCACCAAGUAUAAGAAAAGAGCUAGGAAACAAACUAGCCCGCAUAUGAAGAACAAGCCUUCAAAGCUCUUUAACUGGAGCUGGUCCACUGUUAAUUUUGCAUCUUGAGAACUGCACGCACUUCGUGUAAGCCACUUGUCGUGGAUCCUUUGCAACUCUCCGUUUUCGGACAUUUUCAGUAUGGCGUUCGAUAUAUCUACGGCAAGAAGAGAGUCCUUCUGAAAUGCCUGUAACAAAUCAAGAAUCCAAAUAAGUUAUUUCUUUCUUAUAUGACUAUAAAGACUAGACUUGAAUUUUACUACCUCUACAGCAUAUAUCUCUAGUAACCCCCUUAAAUAUUUGUCUUUGAAAUA